GACAUUAAUUACAGGUUAGUUAGCGCAGUGCAAGGAAUAAUUGCAUCUACAGCAGGAAUCAUAAUUACUUCAUCUUGCAAUGAUAUAAUGAAAGAUACGUAAGUAUAACUAAACGAGAUUUUGUUAAAUCUUGAUUGCUGAACUAAGGCUAGUAAUUUUAGCAGAUAUUACUCAAAUUUUAUGUUUAAAAACUUUUAUUUAAAUAUUGUUGUUAAACUAGAUUACUUUUAGAAAAGGCUGUGACUAUGAAGAUGACAUUCAAAUAUCUUUCAUUUGAUACCUCAUUUUGUCUUACACACCAAACAAUAAAAUUUUAAACAGUUUUUUAAUCCCAACCUCUCACUUCUGGUACCCGGGUAUGGAUAGCCACUUCGUUAAGAAAAAUAGGUCUGUGCUGAUGCAAUCGUUAACUGCUGUCAUUUAUCAAUAAUUGAUGACAUUAUUGAAACAUUAGCACAUUAAAUCAACAGUUUCUCCUAUAAUUUCAGACACUGGUUAACAAAUGCUUAUGUCUACUUCGGAAUGCCUUAUUUUUUAUAUGAUAUGUGGGCAAUGUAUUCCUACCAUGUACGUGUCAAUGACCAUCUUUAUGAAAAACUGGACACAUUUCAGAGGAUAAAGAUGUUUGUUUAUAAAAAUGCUUUGAUGGUAGCUCAUCAUUUAUUGCUACCAAGCAUUUUAUUGCCUCUUGUACUUGUAAGUGGUUUAAUUUUCAUUCAUCAUAAGUAAUUUCAGUUAUUAAUAAAUUAAGAUGAAGGAAACAUUAAUAAACAAAAUUUUGGAAGUCGGGUCUGAAAACAAGUUAUAUGGAGGGAAAAAAAAUUAUUUUUAUUAUUCAAAGCAUAGAAUUUGGGUAAGAAGGUAAAUAACUGCUUCAUUAUAAAUUAUUUGAAAUAACAGCAUAUAUAUUUUCUGAACCAUUUAGAUAUACAGAGAAGACAAAGGAGAUUUUUUCUUUGGAGCCUUCUUCAUGAUUGAGAUGGUAGUACCAUUUAUAUCAGCAAGAGAAAUCCUCUUACAGGUAUUUGAUGCCAAUUUAUGCAUUGUGUUAUAAAAUUUGAUGCCACAUAGUCAUAUUUUAAUCUUUUGAUUAUGUGUGCAUAAAAAGCUUAAACGUAGUGCACGCUUUUUAAACAUAAUAUCAAUUAUAAUAACAAAAAAAAGUGAUAUGAUAAAUCCUUCAUUAAAAUUAUAAUAUCAGUUUUAAAACAAAAACAUUACAUAGCCAUGAAAUUUUAGACUUCACUAAGUCAAAGAAAAUGAAACAUCUUGUUUUCUGCACCUUACAGCUCAAUAUGAAACACACUCGACUAUACUUCUACACAAGCCUUUCCAUGAUAGUCAUGUUUUUCAUCUGCCGACUGGCUGCCUUCCCAUAUCUUUACUACAAGUAUGCCCAAUAUGCUGGGAUUUCAUUCUUUGAUGUACCCUAUGUCAUCCCAAAGAAGUGCAACUUUUCAUGUCUUUUGAUAUUGGCUCCUCAGGUGUAUUGGUUUAUUUUAAUGAUAAAGGGAUUGCAUAGGGCAGUGUAUAAAAUCCAACAAUAAAUAACUGAAAACCAUCAGUUUGUUAAACCACAAAGUUGUUCAAUCCUGAGCACCGCUCAUACACAUCCACAAAUUAACAAAGUGCGGA
Lymnaea stagnalis (great pond snail) is the source of this 1635-nucleotide messenger RNA. NCBI's taxonomy places the organism in Eukaryota, Metazoa, Mollusca, Gastropoda, Lymnaeidae. The record is from the annotation of a GenBank genome assembly.